Helicoverpa zea (corn earworm) is the source of this 1671-nucleotide messenger RNA. RefSeq names its product putative inorganic phosphate cotransporter. Gene Ontology annotation, biological process: transmembrane transport; monoatomic anion transport. NCBI's taxonomy places the organism in Eukaryota, Metazoa, Arthropoda, Insecta, Lepidoptera, Noctuidae. The record is from RefSeq and is a predicted model, not a curated record. Bases 85 to 1605 code for a protein of 506 amino acids. The transcript is spliced from 11 exons. Gene Ontology annotation, molecular function: transmembrane transporter activity.
AAUAGUCUCGGAGAUAACGAAGAUAAUAUGUAUGAAUGUAACAGUGCGUUGUUGUAAUUUGAUAUUAUUUUAUUGUCGAACAAAAUGGACGUGGAAUUUUUGAGGUUUCAAUUCUUAGAUGGGUAUCAAGGUGUUAUUACGAAAAAUGGGUUCAAAAUAGGCGUCAGGCAUUUGCAGAUGAUGUACAUGCUGGCCAGCUCCAUCACUAUGGGGUUCAUUAGAGGCAGCAUGGGGGUUGCAGUUCUAGCAAUAACUGAUCCCACGAGAAGAGAUGAUACGUAUAUUCAGAUUCACAACUGGGAUGGUAAAAUCCAAGGAGCAGUUCUAUCAUCAUUCUUCUUCGGCUAUUCCUUGAUGCUGAUGCCUUCAGAACUGCUCCUGAGGAAGAUCGGAGGGAAACUGGUGACGUCUGCCAUUCUUCUAGUCAAUGGGGCGCUGUGUGUUGCGUUGCCGACUAUUAUCAACAAGGGAGGUUGGGUAGCUGCCUGCAACGCUAAGCUGUUCAUGGGUAUGACUCACGCUUGCUUCCAUACUGUCAACCAGUCGUUGUUUGACAAGUGGCUGCCUCCAAAUGAAAGAAGGAUCUUUAACUAUGUGGUUUACGGAGGUGUCCAACUAGGCAUAAUCAUAGCCUUACCAAUAUCAGGACUGUUAUCAUCAGCACCUCUUGGCUGGGAGCUGGUCUAUUACUCGUUAGCUAUGCUGGCACUCUCCAUGUCCAUCAUAUCGGGGACCCUGACGGCCAGCUCGCCGGGAGAGCAUCAGGCUGUUGGAGACGCGGAGAAGGAGUUCAUUAGGGAGACUUUGAAGAGUUAUCAGAAGAAAGAAAUAAGCCGACCUUGGCGUGAUAUCCUCAAGUCACCUCACUUCUGGGCUGCAACUGCAGCGCAUGUAUCCAGCAAUGCUCUCUUCAUCUUCUUCCUCGUACAUGCUCCUGCUUAUUUGAUGACUUAUGGAAUAUCUUUGCAAGAUAGUGCGUGGUACUCCAUGUUUCCCUUCAUCGCGAUGGCUGCUACGUACCUGGUGAUGAGUCCUUUCAUUGAAUGGGUUUAUUCCAUCCGAUACCUUCACUAUAUCUUCAGUCCAAGUUUCUUCAGAAAAGUUAUCAAUUCUCUGGGUGCUUUCGGGAUAGUAAUGGGAUUAACGAUGCUCCCGAAUUUUCCUCGCGAAUGGAGCUGCCAGGCGAUUAUCGUGUUCACAGCAAUAUUGGCUCAGCUAGCUUUACAAUAUUGCGGAUUUUUGAAUUCAUACAAAGACAUGUCUGAGAACUACUCCGGUACCCUGAUGAUGAUAUCCUGUACAAUCAGCAGCGUGUUUGGAGCCGCCGUGCCUUUUGUGUCAGGACUCAUUCUUGGUGAAGAUAUGUAUAACCCUGAACAUUGGCGAGUCAUAAUGUUGACCCUGGCGAGCCUGUGCAUCGUGAGCACCGUCAUAUACACGUCCUUCGGGAGCAACGACCGACAGGAGUGGGACCACCUCAACAACAACGAUAAGAGGAGAUUGGGAUAUUAUAAUGAUGUUAUGGAUCCCCACCAAGUCCAGCUAGAUGACUACGGACACACAAACUUAGCACUACAGCGACAUGAGAUCGACACCGCCUUGUGACAAUUGACUAGCUUAAGAAUUUACUAUCUGAUACUCACUGACGACUAUUAUACUUUGAACAAUUUA